This is a messenger RNA of Aspergillus nidulans FGSC A4, 891 nucleotides long. RefSeq names its product translin family protein. The transcript is spliced from 2 exons. Lineage: Eukaryota; Fungi; Ascomycota; Eurotiomycetes; Eurotiales; Aspergillaceae. Bases 1 to 891 code for a protein of 296 amino acids. The record is from RefSeq and is a predicted model, not a curated record. Gene Ontology annotation, molecular function: sequence-specific DNA binding. Gene Ontology annotation, cellular component: nucleus; cytoplasm.
AUGGAGAAUAAAACCGACAAUUCCUCGGCCGGGACCAAGCGCUCCUGGGAAGGCUUACCCCUCCACAACGACGGCAAGUCACAGCGGUUUCCAUCAACGACAAUGGUAGAAUCAGCCUCUUUCGACGUCCUCUCAAUGUUCGAGGGCUUCCGCGACGAGCUAGAUCAACACCACGACCGUCGUGAGCGGCUGAUCAAGAUAAGUCGUGAUAUUACAGCACUUAGCAAAAAAAUGCAAACACUGCAGAGUCCUAACCACAGCCAUUCCAGAGUCCGAACGGCCGGCGCCCCCAUUCCGCCAUCAAUUCUCAAAGACGUCCAAUCCCGCUUCACCCAGAUAAAUGACCUCUUCCUCUCGGCUGUCCCAGAAACACAGGGUCUCAAUAACUACCGCUACCUGCGCAACCUCAGCGGCGGAAUCCAAGAAUUCAUCGAAGCCCUCUCCUUCAAACACUAUCUCGAGACUCAGACCCUCAUAACCCGCGAGCAAGUUACAUCACAUUUGCCUCCGGAUAUCCUAGUCACGGAAGAUGACUAUGUGAUGGGCCUUUUUGAUCUAACAGGCGAGCUCAUGCGAUUUGCCGUUACGUCGCUCUCCGCCGGAAAUCAUACUGAGAAUGAUGAAAAUGGCGACGGUUUGCCUAGACUGCCUCCUGCGCAGGCGGGUGUUGUGCGUGACCUGCGUGAGAUAAGGGCUGAGUUUGAGGGUGUUACGAUCCCGCGCCGCCAUGAUUAUCAGAUUAUGCGAGACUGGGGGAAGAAGACGGAGAUCAUGUGUAGUAGUGUGGAAAAGGUUGAGCGUGCGGCGUAUGGGAUUCUCGUGAGAGGGAGUGAGAGGCCGAAGGGGUGGAAGCCAGAUUUGUCGGGGCCGGUAGAAAUGGAUGUUUACUGA